ACUCAUCCUUUGGCUUAUGCUCACUCCCUCUCCUCCUUGUUGUCAUUUCGUUUCCUUAGAUAGAAAACAGAGAGAUGCCUCAGUUUUCUCUCUUCUGCAUCAUCGUCCUCUUUGGCCUAUAAUGAACUCAUACCGAAACCUCUUCUUCUCAGAGGAAGAUGUCUCAUCAACAACAAUCAGAACGUCAUCAUCAUCAGCAAGAAUCGGAGACACACCAUAACCCUGCAUUUCUUUUGGAGGCUCUCUAUUGCUCAGAAGAGCAUUUGGAGGAAGAAGAAGUAGUGAGGGGGGAUUCUUUCCAAGAUGAAGAAGAGGAAGUUGAUGAGAGUUAUUACACUAGUACUAAUACAUAUAAGACAAACUCUCAGUCUCUAAUGUUGGUAGAGCAGGACUUGUUUUGGGAAAAUGAGGAGCUAAUCUCUCUGCUAUCUAAAGAAGGACAAAAUGAGCCGAUGCACAGAACCCUCCAGACCGAUCCAUCUCUGGUUGAGGCUCGCAGAGAAGCCGUGGGGUGGAUGCUGAAGGUCAUUGCCCACUACUCUUUCUCUGCUCUCACCGCAGUUCUUGCCGUCGAUUAUCUUGAUAGGUUCCUAGUCAGCGUUCACUUUCAGAAAGAAAAGCCAUGGAUGAUGCAGCUCACUGCGGUGGCUUGUCUCUCUCUCGCUGCAAAGAUGGAGGAGACCCAGGUGCCUCUUCUAUUAGACCUACAGGUGGAGGAGAGCAAGUAUGUCUUCGAAGCAAAAACCAUUAAGCGGAUGGAGCUUUUGGUGCUUUCCACCCUGGAGUGGCAGAUGAAUCCUGUAACCCCACUUUCAUUCCUCGAUUACAUUACAAGGAGGCUAGGCUUGAAGGACCAUCUCUCUUGGGAAUUUCUCAGGAGGUGUGAGCGCAUUAUUCUCUCUGUCAUUUCAGAUUCCAGGUUUCUGCCUUUUCUUCCAUCUGUAGUGGCUACUGCUACAAUGUUGCAUGUUGUCAAUAGUGUAGAGCCCUGUCUUCUAUUCGAAUACCAAAACCAGCUAUUGGGUAUUCUCGGAAUCGAAAAGGAGAAGGUGGAGGAUUGUUGUAAGCUUGUAUUGGAAUUGACAUCGGUAAAACUUGGCAAUCAAUCGAACAAGCGCAAGUUUGGUUCAGAGCCAGGUAGCCCAAACGGCGUAAUGGAUGUGUCAUUCAGCUCUGAUAGCUCGAACGACUCGUGGGCCGUGGCAUCAUCGGUGUCAUCCUCGCCGGAGCCUCUGUCGAAGAAAAGCAGAGCUAUUCAGGACCAGCUUCUCCAUACAACAAGUGCAGAUUUUCUUAGCAUCCCUCGCUAGCUCUACUUUUAUUGGUUCCUUAUUAUUAUUAUUAUUUUUUCUUUCUGUUAUGCACCCAAAAGUCUACUCUUGUUUAAUAAUAUACAUAUGUUCGUUCUUUCGA
Messenger RNA from Ziziphus jujuba (common jujube), 1413 nucleotides. Its product is annotated as cyclin-D3-1. NCBI's taxonomy places the organism in Eukaryota, Viridiplantae, Streptophyta, Magnoliopsida, Rosales, Rhamnaceae. Bases 159 to 1310 code for a protein of 383 amino acids. Gene Ontology annotation, cellular component: nucleus; cyclin-dependent protein kinase holoenzyme complex; cytoplasm. Gene Ontology annotation, biological process: mitotic cell cycle phase transition; regulation of cyclin-dependent protein serine/threonine kinase activity. The transcript has 4 exons. Gene Ontology annotation, molecular function: cyclin-dependent protein serine/threonine kinase regulator activity. The record is from RefSeq and is a predicted model, not a curated record.